AUGAUCAAAGUGGCUUGGCCUAAUGAAGCACCCCGUGUUACAAUUGAACGAUUGGAUGAGCCAACAUAUUAUGAGUCGGCAUACAGUUAUGCAACUGAUGCGGUCAGUGAUGAGAAGCCCUGGUUCUAUGGUGUUAAGAGGCACCUUAAAGGUCAAGAAUAUCCUAAGGAUGUGUCUGUGUCAGACAAGAAGACUUUGAGAAAGUUGGCAGCAAAGUUCUUUCUCAAUGGUGGGGUUUCGUACAAGAGAAAUUAUAAUUCGGUGUUGCUCAGAUGCGUGGAUAGACACGAAGCAGCAAAGAUCAUAGAAGAAACACAUGAAGGUGCAUUCGAAACACAUUCUCGUGCUAUUAAUUACUUCACCAAAUGGGUAAAAGCUGCAUCAUAUGCAAACGUUACCAAGCAAGUAGUCGCACGUUUCAUCAAGAGAGACAUCAUAUGCCGAAAUGGGGUUCCUGAGAGGAUUACCACUGAUAAUGGAUCCAAUUUGAACAACAAAAUGAUGAAGGAGUUGUGCGAAAGUUUCAAGAUCAUGCAUUAUUAUUCUUCUCCUUACAGACAAAAAAUGAUUAGUGUUGUUAAGGCUGUUAACAAGAAUAACAAGAAGAUUGUGCAGAAAAUGGUUAUAACCUAUAAGGAUUGGCAUGAGAUGUUGCAUUUUGCUUUGCAUGGGUAUCGUACUUCAGUGUGCACAUCGACUGGGGAAAAUUUGUUCUCUCUUGUGUACAGUAUGGAAGCCGUAUUGCUAGUGGAAGUGGAGAUUCCGUCUUUAAGGAUUAUUCAGGGCGUGAAACUCGAAUAA
Messenger RNA from Vicia villosa (hairy vetch), 801 nucleotides. RefSeq lists its product as uncharacterized. Lineage: Eukaryota; Viridiplantae; Streptophyta; Magnoliopsida; Fabales; Fabaceae. The transcript is spliced from 2 exons. Gene Ontology annotation, biological process: DNA integration. The record is from RefSeq and is a predicted model, not a curated record. Bases 1 to 801 code for a protein of 266 amino acids. Gene Ontology annotation, molecular function: nucleic acid binding.